This is a messenger RNA of Cutaneotrichosporon cavernicola, 1203 nucleotides long. RefSeq lists its product as uncharacterized. The coding region runs from base 1 to 1203 and encodes 400 amino acids. Gene Ontology annotation, cellular component: Golgi apparatus; plasma membrane; endoplasmic reticulum. The transcript is spliced from 5 exons. The record is from RefSeq and is a predicted model, not a curated record. NCBI's taxonomy places the organism in Eukaryota, Fungi, Basidiomycota, Tremellomycetes, Trichosporonales, Trichosporonaceae.
AUGGGGCUCUUCAAACGCAAGAACAAGGAUGUGGCCGACGAGCCGCCCAAGGAGAAGGUCAAAUGGAGCAAGCGACCGGCCAACACGGCAUUCAAGCAACAGCGCCUCAAGGCGUGGCAGCCGAUCCUAACGCCCAAGGCCGUGCUCCCGACCCUCUUUAUCAUCGGACUCAUCUUUGCACCUAUUGGCGCGCUCAUCAUCUGGGGCAGUGGCAAGGUCACCAACUUUACCCUCGAUUACACAGAGUGCGACGCGCAGCCUAGCGAUGGGAGCUGGGCCGACAUGCCUAAUGGCAAAUGGGACUACGAGCUCAAGACAGGCUCGCCGGUGAGAAAGAGCGCUAUCAGCACGCCAAAAUGGGCGUUCACUAGCAACCCCAGUGCGCCGGUCGGGCAGCGCUCGCAGUGCCGCAUUCAGUUCCAAGUGCCCUACGACCUCGGCCCCGGCGUGUUCAUGUACUACAAGCUCACGAACUACUAUCAGAACCACCGUCGCUACGUGAACAGCUUUGACUCGGACCAGCUUCUCGGCAAGCACCGCGAUGCUAGCAGCAUCGACGGUGGCAACUGCAAGCCCAUCACCAGCAACGGCGGCAAGGCGUACUACCCUUGCGGACUGAUCGCCAACUCGUUCUUCAACGACACGUACGGCACAGACCUUGUGCUUCUGAACGACCCCAACGGGCAGCAGAAUGCGACGUACAGCUUUACGGAGAAGAACAUUGCGUGGCACGGCAUCGCAAAGCAAUACGUUCAGGUUCCGUCAAUCCCGGACAACAACCCCCAGAACCUCCUCCCCCCGCCCAACUGGGCUGAGCGCUACCCGAACGGCUACCAGACGCUUGAGGACAUUCCGAACCUCGCAGACAACGAGCACUUCCACAUCUGGAUGCGUGUUGCUGCUCUCCCGACGUUCCGCAAGCUCUGGAUGCGCAACGACAAUGACAUCAUGCCAGCCGGCACAUACGAGAUUCUUAUCAACAUGAACUACCCCGUCAAGCAGUUCAGCGGGACCAAGAGCGUCGUCAUCAGCACCGUGUCCUGGAUCGGCGGUAAGCAGAACUUCCUCGGCUGGGCGUACGUUGCAGCUGCGAUCUUGUGCGUCGUGCUCGCCCUCGCUGGACUGAUUCGCCACCUCAUCAAGCCCCGCAAGCUCGGCGACAUGAGCCUCUUGUCGUGGAACCAGCCGCAGGCGCAGCGGUAG